AUGUCUGUCAACGUCCCAUUACUCGCCUUCAACGACGUCUACCGCGUGGCCCAACGAUGGGUAGCGCAGCCCGGUUCGCCAGAGGACCCAGCAGCGGCUGAGGGCGCGGAGAUCACUGUGGGCCAGUACGCAGAGCUCAUCUACGAGCUGCGCGACAAGUGGAACACGCAGUCGGACGGCAAGACCAAAGAUGGACUGGUCCUGUUCGCUGGCGACGUGUUCAGCCCCUCGGUCGAGAGCAGCGUCACGCGCGGCAGUCACAUGGUGCCCGUGUUGAAUGCCCUCAAGGUCGACUGUUCCGUCACAGGCAACCACGAUUUCGACUUUGGUUAUCCACACAUGACAAAGCUCAUAGGAGCGACGCACUUUCCAUGGCUCCUCAGUAACGUCAUUGACGCGGACACGGGCAAGACGCCUGUGCCGCUGCAAAAGUACUGGGUGACGGAGCGGUGCGGUGUGCGGAUUGGUGUUAUUGGACUUGUGGAAGAAGACUGGAUCGCGACCAUUCCCAGUUGGCCAGAGAACUUCCGCUACAGGCAGAUGAAGGAGGUCGGCAUCGAGCUGUCCAAGGAGCUGCGUGACCCACAGGGACCCCACCGCGUCGACAUUAUCAUUGCCCUCACCCACUGCCGUAUCCCCAACGAUAUUCGACUCUGCAACGAGCUCGGCGCCGUGUCGGACCGACCUGGUGUGGAGAAUGAGCACGGCGUGGAUCUUCUUAUUGGUGGUCAUGAUCACGUUUACUACGGAGCACAGUCGUGGGAUGGCUACACCGGCCAAGGAAAGGCUGGCACUGAGCAGGACAAGGGUUGCCGCCUUAUCAAGAGUGGCACCGACUUCCGCGACCUGUCCUCUGCCAACCUGGAACUGUCUCCCCCGAACCCCAACGCCAUCCGCCGGCGUACCAUUGCCACCUUGACGGGUAAACACCACUACGUCAUCCCCUCGUCCCCAACCUGCCCCGAGGUCGACCAUCUCGUCGAGAGCCUGCUGGCGACCGUCAACAAGACUCUCAAGCACCCCGUCUGCUACACCCUUCUCCCCCUCGACGCGCGUUCCGAGCUGGUGCGCACUCGCGAGAGCGGGCUGGGCGACUGGGUUGCCGACGUGCUCUUGCAUGCGUAUGACGAGAGCUUGAUCGAGGGCAACAAUGUCGAGUUUGAAAAGGAAAAGGACGGUGCGGCUGCAUCCAACGAGGGCGGCUGUGGUGCGGACGCCGUCAUCCUGUGUGGCGGUACUCUGCGCGGCGACUCACGCUACGGUCCUGGUACUGUCACCUUGGGCGACAUUCUCGAGAUUUUCCCCUUUGACGACGCGGUCGUGUGUCUCGAGAUUGAUGGCAAGGGUAUCUGGGACACAAUGGAGAGUGCUCUCAGCCGCUGGCCCGCUCAAGAGGGCCGAUUCCCCGUCGUGUCCGGCAUGGCUGUUGAGUGGGACCACCGCAAGCCGCCUGGCCAGAGGGUCAACUCGAUCCACCUCACUGUCCAGCAGUGCGAGCACCUUGAGGAUCCUUCGCCCGACAUGGUCCAGUUUGCCGACGGCCCAGACGGGACACGUAUCGAGGUCCAGAAGUCGUCCCUCAUCCUCGGAGAGGAGAUUAAGAACGAGCAAGGAGGAAGGACAUACCGUAUCAUCACUCGCGAAUACAUGGCGGAAGGGUUUGACGGCUUUGAAGCCCUCAAGAAUCGCAAGUUUAUCAUUGACCACGAGAACGGCCAGACGAUGAGCAGCAUCAUUCGCUCGUUCCUCCUCGGCUCGUCGUACAUCUACAGGCACAAGCAACUCGUUGUCGCGCACCACGACUAUCUCUCAAGCAAGACGUUUGACGUCCUCAAGCGCGCGUAUGACCAGCACCAUUCACCCGUGUCCUCGGUCGUAUCGUCGCCAGCCAAGGCCCUCGUGGUCACGGACCCGCCUACCGUCGAGAUCCAUGUGGAGACCGAAUCGACCUCGGUCGAGCUCUCCCAGACUGGCGAUGCCUGGGCCGCGCUGCGCCGGCACAUUGUCCACCACGACUGGGUCAGUAUUCGCGACGCACUCCAUGUGGCCAAGCACGAGCACAUGGCCGACGUUGACCCGUGCGAGGGCGACAAGUUGAGGCACUUGGGCAGCCGCGCACCCUCGGCAGUCCCCAGCCGUUCAGCGACGCCCACGCCGAUCAGCACGGCGCCGACGAGCACACUGGCCAGCACGCUGGCGAGCGAACGGCCAAGCAGGACUGCCACGCCGUCCCUCAACACAAUCGGACUAGACAACAAGCGCCGCGCAGAGCUCAAGGCGCUAGACGAGAAUGUGGCCAUUAUCUGUCCCCUCGUGGAUGGACGUAUGCGCGAUAUCGCUGAGCCCGACCACCCGGACUGGUAG
This is a messenger RNA of Apiotrichum porosum, 2364 nucleotides long. RefSeq lists its product as uncharacterized. The transcript is spliced from 10 exons. Lineage: Eukaryota; Fungi; Basidiomycota; Tremellomycetes; Trichosporonales; Trichosporonaceae. Bases 1 to 2364 code for a protein of 787 amino acids. The record is from RefSeq and is a predicted model, not a curated record. Gene Ontology annotation, molecular function: hydrolase activity. Gene Ontology annotation, biological process: nucleotide catabolic process.